Molecule: messenger RNA, 606 nt
Organism: Aspergillus chevalieri
Lineage: Eukaryota; Fungi; Ascomycota; Eurotiomycetes; Eurotiales; Aspergillaceae
Product: RNA polymerase II mediator complex middle subunit MED9
Exons: 1
Coding region: 1-606 (201 amino acids)
Biological process (GO): regulation of transcription by RNA polymerase II
Cellular component (GO): mediator complex
Molecular function (GO): transcription coregulator activity
Source: RefSeq, a predicted model, not a curated record
AUGGCGUCCCGAUCCCCCACUGCCGCCAUCACUCCCCUGCCAAAACUGUCCUCCGCGCCCGAAACUCCUGCCGCCAGAGAUUCGACAGCCACCACCACGACACCGCAAGCUGUGCCUUUUCCAUCUCCGCAGACCUUCGAUAUCAUCCCAUCGUUACAUGGGCUUCUCCUUCGGUUGCUUUCUCCCUCGAACAAUGCCACGGGUCCAGGAGCUGCCGGGGAUGCCACGGGUGCCGGGGGUCCUUCAGAUGCUCAGUCUCAGCAGCAGCAGCAACAGCAGCAGGCAGUGACUGGAGGCGGAAACAGCCAACAUCCUGCUGUAGGACCUGCCUCCAUGGCCGCUGAAAUCGCCGCCCUUAGUUCCAACGCACCUCCUCCGCUUGACAUCAAAGACCUACCCACGGAAGCCAGCUCCAUCAAGAUCCGGAUCCAAAAAGCACAAGCAGUGGUAGAGGGACUCCCAGAUGUGCAACGCUCUGUUGAAGAACAAGAUCAGGAGAUUGAGGAGCUCGAGGACCGUAUUGCCAAACUGCAAUCGGUCAUCUCUGACUUUGGGAGAAGAGCCAGCCAGACGAGCUCCCAGCAAUCCAAGAUGCACCAGACUUGA